AUGGAGGAUCAGGUGGCCGCCGCCGGUGAUGUAGGGACGGCGAGUACUAACGAGAGAGUGUGUUAUGUUCACUGCAACUUCUGCAACACAGUUCUAGCGGUGAGUGUGCCAAGCAGCAGCAUGUACACAAUGGUAACAGUGAGAUGCGGGCAUUGCGCCAAUUUGCUGUCAGUCAACAUGGGAAACUUCAUGGGAGCCCCACCAUCGUCAACACCAACUCCUUCUCUUUACCCUAAUAAUAAUAACAACAUCUUCCUCCCCAAUUCUCAACCAAACGCUGCAGCUGCUACUGCCGCCCUUCUCCCCCGUGAACACCACCAGUCGCCAUUGGAGGCGGAGAAGGACCAGUUAGGGUUUGAGGAAGGGCUAGGAAACACCAACGUUAAUAACAACUCAUCAUCGAAAGACCGUGGCGGCUCGACGUCCGGAUCAUCUUCUUCGUCCAAGUACAGCAGCAGCGGCAGCAGCAACAACAACAGCGGCAAGCAGCAGCAGCAGCAGCAGCAGGUGGUGGCGUCUCCGCCGUUACCUGCUCCGCCGCCGCAGUCGUUGGAGUAUAGUUGGGUGGAUGAUCAUCAUCUCCACGAACCUCCUAGGCUCCCUCCCAUCCGCCCUCCAGAGAAGCGACAGCGGGUUCCUUCUGCAUAUAACAGGUUCAUCAAGGAGGAGAUCCAAAGGAUUAAAGCAAGUAAUCCUGAAAUCAGCCACAGAGAAGCUUUCAGCACCGCAGCUAAAAAUUGGGCACAUUUCCCUCACAUCCACUUUGGGCUGAAGCUGGAAGGGAACAAGAACAAGCAUGCAAAACUAGGAGAUCACCACCACCACCACCAUUUUCACCAUCAUCAAAAUCAGCAACCAUAUGGAGGAUCAUCUGCAAAUAAUGAUGAUAAUAUAAUCAAUGAUCAUAACAUUGGCACAUUACUCAACCAUCACAAGAAAACUCCAAACAACAGCAGCAGCAAUGAUAAUGGGUUUUAUCAUGAGCUCAAUGGCUCCAUGUGA
Molecule: messenger RNA, 1002 nt
Organism: Linum trigynum
Lineage: Eukaryota; Viridiplantae; Streptophyta; Magnoliopsida; Malpighiales; Linaceae
Source: the annotation of a GenBank genome assembly